AAGGGUUUUAACGUAGGAACGAAUUGUGACGAACGUCGCCGAUAUUAGCUGGUGCUUCUUCUUUUGUCCCCGACGAUCAUUAUGCUCAACUCGUGCUGUGCUUUUUUCUACCGUGCUUGUACGCAUGCUGCGAGUGUUUUUUCAGUGCUGUAGUCAUUCAGUGCUACGUUGAUUAUCAAACAGGCUUAAACGAGCCACCCCGAUCGAACGCCAAACGUCUCGUCGGCCCAGCUACCUGGGAAUAUUCCUGAGAUGCCUGUUAGACGAGGUCACGUGGCGCCCAGGACAACGAUCAUCGAAACCAUCAUCAGGAAGUUCGACACCCACGAUCGAAGUUUUUUAGUGGCCAACGCUCAACAGGGACUAUGUCACAUAAUAUAUUGCUCGGACGGUUUCUGCCGGCUGACGGGCUUCUCGAGGGCGGAAGUGAUGCAGAGACCGGCGAUCUGCGAGUUCCUUCAUGGGCCGAUGACGUCGCCGCAUGCGGUCGCGGCCCUCCGCGACGCCCUCGCCGCCGGCGUCGAAAAGCAUUUCGAGAUCCUUUACUACAGGAAAGACGGCACCAAAUUUCUGUGCAGCGAGGUGAUAGCGCUAAUAAGGAGCGAGGUGGACGACAUCUGCUUGCAAAUCAUAAACUUCGAGGAUUUGAGCUCCCAACCGCCCCCGCAGCCUGCAAUUCCGCCCCCAAGCCAGACCAACAACAGGCUCGUCACACGCUUCGACAGGGCAAGGGCGUCCUUUCGUGCUGGCCUCUCCAGGACCGGUGUCGUUGGUCCACCAAGGGUCAGGAAUCGACCGAGAGCCACGACCAACUUACCUCAUCGACUUGCUGACGGGACCAUCCUCGACGAGGACGCCUCUGAGAACUGCCCACUAACAUGUGGUUCACCUACAAUGAUGGAAUCUUGGGGUCCUGGGAGGACUGGCACGCCCCCGCCUGCUCUUCCACCCCCGCCAGCUGGGAGCAACAAUGGUGGUGCAACGUCUGCAGCAACCGCAAACGUUGCACAGACCAGCACCACCGCGCCGAUUGCCAGUCCCGAGGGGGUGAGCGACGUCUCGCAAAAGUCCGGGAUCUGGGAGGGUGGGAAUUUUUCAUCGACUGGAGGAGCAGAGGGACCGUCACGAAGCGUGUCACACGCGGCGAGCCUGGACGCGAUCUCGAGGAGGGCGGUGAAACCGGAAGCGGCGAGGGCGCCGUGUCGCAGCCUCACCUGCAGCGUUUUAGCGGGCCGAGGGAGCGAACACGUCACCCUCGAGCGACGACCAGCGACAGUCGAUAAUCUCACGGAAGCAACUAAACAUUCGAAAAUCUUUCCUGGCGUUGCGUCCGAAAGUGACUUGCAAAAAUGGCGGACGUCCAAAGACCGGAAGUCGCCAUCCCUAAGCCAGAUGGGGCCGGAUUCCAUCAAACACAAAUUUUCCUUGCAGGACAACGGGUCCGCGAAAUACUUCCAGGGCGCGAUGCACACGUCGAACAUGGGAGAAAAGGUAGCUCAGAGUCACGUCACCCAAGUGCUGUCCCUUGGAAACGAUAUCCUCCCAGCGUACAGAUUACAAUCACCCAGAAUCGGCAAGUGGACCAUACUGCACUAUUCACCCUUCAAGGCGGUCUGGGACUGGGUGAUACUGUUACUCGUAUUGUACACCGCGAUAUUCACCCCGUACGUCGCAGCCUUCGUCCUGUCGGAUCCAGAUUACAACAGCAGGAAGAACAAAAAGUACAGUGACGAUCCCAUCGUCAUCAUAGACUUCAUAGUCGACGUCACUUUCAUAGUGGACAUCAUCAUAAAUUUUCGCACGACUUUCGUGAAUAGCAACGAUGAAGUGGUGUCCCAUCCUGCAAAGAUAGCCGUCCAUUACCUGAAGGGUUGGUUCAUCAUCGACCUGGUGGCCGCCAUACCCUUCGACCUUUUUCUCGUUGGCUCACACACUGACGAGCUCGGCUUGGACAAGGACGAGACGACCACCUUGAUAGGACUAUUGAAGACGGCUCGUCUUCUGCGACUCGUCAGAGUAGCCAGGAAGAUCGACAGAUACAGCGAAUAUGGAGCCGCAGUUUUACUCCUUCUGAUGGGCACCUUCGCUCUUAGUGCUCAUUGGAUGGCGUGCAUAUGGUACGCCAUAGGAAACGCGGAGAGACCAACACUGAAGAGCAAAGUCGGCUGGCUCGACAUUUUGGCCAACGACACACAUCAGUUUUAUUUUCACAACAACACAGGAGGGCCAAGUAUAAAGAGCCGCUAUAUCACAGCACUGUAUUUCACCUUUAGUAGUUUAACAUCGGUUGGCUUUGGAAACGUGGCUCCGAACACGGACGCCGAGAAGAUAUUUACUAUAAUAGUUAUGCUAAUCGGAUCUUUGAUGUACGCCAGUAUCUUCGGUAAUGUCUCAGCGAUCAUUCAGAGGCUUUACAGCGGUACAGCAAGAUAUCACACGCAGAUGCUUCGAGUUCGAGAGUUCAUACGAUUCCAUCAGAUCCCAAAUCCGCUUCGUCAACGUUUGGAAGAGUACUUUCAGCAUGCUUGGACAUAUACGAACGGGAUCGACAUGAACAGCGUUCUGAAAGGAUUCCCCGAGUGCCUUCAGGCGGACAUCUGUCUUCAUCUGAACAGAAAUCUUUUGAACAACUGUAGAGCCUUCGAGGCUGCCAGUCCUGGUUGUUUAAGGGCAUUAUCGUUAAAAUUCAAAACCACACACGCACCACCCGGUGACACGUUAGUUCAUCGAGGGGAUGUAUUGACGUCCUUAUACUUCAUAUCACGCGGCAGCAUAGAGAUAUUGAAGGGAGACGUGGUGAUGGCCAUACUGGGCAAGGACGACAUAUUCGGGGAGAAUCCUUGCAUAUACCGGACCGUCGGCAAAUCGUCCUGCAACGUACGUGCACUGACCUAUUGCGAUCUGCACAAGAUACACAGGGAUGAUUUGCUCGACGUUCUGGCUCUCUAUCCGGAAUUCUCGAACCACUUCAGCCAGAAUCUCGAGAUCACUUUCAAACUAAGAGACGAGGAUCAGGCUGGUGUAGAUCCAAUAUCAGCAAGGUUUCCUGUCAGCACUCCAACGGACGUCGAGGUCGACGCUAGGAGAUUCGCUUUCCGUCCACCAAGAUACUUUCGAGGACCCGGAGGUCCUGGCACCAAUCUUAUCCCCACUGGUCGACAAGACUCCUUGCAGGGUGAUCAGGAAGACUAUGACAAAGCAAGUGGUCAUGGAAUUUUGGAGUUCAGCACAGACAAAGCCGGCCAAGAUGUGACACCAUUGAACCUGGAGUUCGACGAGCCAAAGCAGAGGAGCACCACGCUGAAUUCCAUAACUGGCAUGCUAACCCAUCUCAAGCGCAGCAUACCGGACCUACGUCAGCACAAGAUCCAUCAGCAGCCAUUGACGAGUCACGAUUACCUAGCCAAGCAGAUGACCACGCCAUUGACGAAACCAGCGCGGAGAAGCUCUGCUGCUGGUGAAAGCUGCCUCAGCCAGAGUGCGGUUCACCAGACAUCGACGACGUCCAGUCACUAUACAACGCCAUCACCACCGCAGCAUCCGCAGUCUCACGGUGACUUUCAAAGUGGACCAGGCCGGCCUAUCGAGGAGAUAAACGCGAGAAUAGACAAGCUGUCGCGACAGGUGUCCUCUCUGGAGCAUACGAUGGGUGACAACAUCAGAUUGAUCUUGACUCUGCUUCAACAGACGCUCAACUCGUCGAGGGAGAGUUCCAGUAUCGAGAUGAUGCCUGGAACCGCUCCAGCUGGACCUGUCAGGCAAGGUAGCAGAGCACCGGUCCAGAGAUCCGCCAGCGAACCUCAACCACCUACGGCUCAACCCUCGAGCAAUGGAAACGGAAAGAUCCAGCCUAGCACGUCUCACGGUUUGUUUAGUAGACCACCAACGAGAGAGCCAACGUCCACGUCGUCGGGAGCGUCGCGAUUAACAGUCGCGUCGGACACACCCGAGCUUGCCGCGGCCUUGAAGGCGGCUUUGAACGCAAGAGCGGCACCAACGAGAUCUCAGAGCCAACCGGUGAACCUGGCGGUGCCAUCCAAUGCGCAACAGGCACAUUUGUCGCAUCCAUGGCACAGUCAGACCGCUGCGUUCAGGAGAGGAGAGUUCAGGAGCGGGUACAGCUCUUUCAACAAACGUUCAGAGCCAGAGGUGGAUGGAAAGAUCGUGGACGAUCCGUGGAGCUGCGUGGUGUCGAUGCCGGAUCGAGGAGGUUCUCAACGUCCGCGAAGCAGCGAAUCGAGGAAGGAUUCGACGAAUCAUCGUGGCUCCAGCGAGCUGUCAUCGAGUCAGCGUGUAGAGAGCAGGCAGGCAACGCAAGAAGGCGCGGGACAAGCACCAAUCGCGAGACUGGACUCGUUGGACGAGCUCGAUCAGGAUCACGGUAGUUAAGGCCAGGGUUUCCCUUCUUUUUUGAAGUAAUUGCGGCUCGCUUGCGACUGAAACGUGUCGCGUCGUCCAGCUGACGAACUGGCGGCGCGAUCAUAAAUGAUCAUUCGGAUGGCUGUGGACUCCUUCCGUUCCCUUUUGGAGGAUCUAGCGAAUGUGGCGCCAGGAUAGGGUACGCGCUCUCCGAUCGAUCUUCUUUCAACGAUUUUUCCCCCGCCGUUUCUUUCUUCUCCUAUCAUUUUCACACGAAUCUCUUCUUCUUCGACUUCUCUUGUUUUUUCGAACAUUUUUGCAUCGUCGAAUAUAUAUUUAGCAAUAUGACUGUUGAUACUUUUAAGGUGGCAAUACUAUCUUCUGAGUAAUUAUAUCUACACCUUGUUCUUUCGAGCACACACGCUUUUCUACUUGUAUUAAAUCUAAGCGUUUAAUAUUUUACGUAGAACUUCUUUUCGGAGGUAAGAACGUCCGUUUCUUGUUCCCGGCUUUUUGUUACACACACACACACUGCGUUACUAAUCACGGGGCCACAUCGCUGUUUUGCGAUCGACAGUAGCGUAACUCGAAAGAGAAGAAAAAAAGAAAUGCAACAUUUACAGCGAAGCAGUUGAAAAUUUGCAUUUGUCUCU
This is a messenger RNA of Habropoda laboriosa, 5012 nucleotides long. It is a transcript of the gene sei, whose product is annotated as potassium voltage-gated channel subfamily H member 2. The transcript has 25 exons. The coding region runs from base 253 to 4389 and encodes 1378 amino acids. The record is from RefSeq and is a predicted model, not a curated record. Gene Ontology annotation, biological process: potassium ion transmembrane transport; membrane repolarization during action potential. Gene Ontology annotation, molecular function: inward rectifier potassium channel activity. Gene Ontology annotation, cellular component: membrane. Lineage: Eukaryota; Metazoa; Arthropoda; Insecta; Hymenoptera; Apidae.